ACAAUUGCACACACCGUGCGCUUUUUGUUUUGGUUGAUGAGUAAUCUUUGAGAAACUCCGUCAUCCGUCAUUCCUUCGCAAUUAGAACUUGUAGUUGAAGAAAUCCUUUAAAAUGGACUGGUUAUUCGGCAAGAAGAUCAGCCCCGAUGAGAUGCUGCGCAAGAAUCAGCGAGCACUGAACAAGGCGAUGCGGGACUUGGAUCGCGAGCGUAUGAAAAUGGAACAGCAGGAGAAGAAAAUCAUCGCAGAUAUUAAGAAGAUGGCCAAGGAGGGCCAAAUGGACGCCGUGAAGAUCAUGGCCAAGGAUCUUGUCCGCACACGACGCUACGCCAAGAAAUUCAUGCUGAUGAAGGCCAACAUCCAGGCGGUGUCUCUUAAAAUCCAGACUCUCAAGUCGCAGAACACAAUGGCACAGGCCAUGAAAGGUGUAACGAAGGCCAUGCAGAAUAUGAACCGCCAGCUGAAUCUCCCACAAAUUCAGAAGAUCCUGCAAGACUUUGAGAAGCAGUCGGAAAUGAUGGACAUGAAGGAAGAGAUGAUCAACGAUGCUAUCGAUGAUGCUAUGGAGGAUGAAGGAGAUGAGGAAGAGACGGAUGCUGUGGUGUCUCAAGUGCUGGAUGAACUGGGCCUGCAACUGGGUGAACAAUUGGGAGAUCUUCCAUCUGCUUCGGGCUCCCUUUCUAUAGCUGGAGGAGCUGGUGCACAAAAAGCUCAAGCUGUGGCCGCUGGUGGAGUAGGUGGUGGUGGAGCUGCUGGUGGAGGCGGAGCUGGAGGUGGCGGUGGAGGUGGCUCAGGAGCUUCCGGUGGCAGUGGUGCCUCAUCGCCCAUGUCUGAUGCCGAUGCGGAUUUGCAAGCGCGCCUGGAUAAGCUGCGCAAGGAUUAAGCUACUCCUAAGAACCACUGCCUGCCCAUUUUAUAUAAGAGCCACCACCAGUUUGUAUCCCCCAGAAAGCGAAUGUUAUAUUAAAGAAGAGAAUGCUUGUGA
Messenger RNA from Drosophila eugracilis, 985 nucleotides. RefSeq names its product charged multivesicular body protein 2a (gene Vps2). The transcript has 2 exons. Bases 113 to 883 code for a protein of 256 amino acids. NCBI's taxonomy places the organism in Eukaryota, Metazoa, Arthropoda, Insecta, Diptera, Drosophilidae. The record is from RefSeq and is a predicted model, not a curated record. Gene Ontology annotation, cellular component: multivesicular body; ESCRT III complex. Gene Ontology annotation, biological process: endosome transport via multivesicular body sorting pathway; protein transport; late endosome to vacuole transport.